GCUGCACUCAGGGAACCCCCCUCUCCUGGAGGGUCACCUGUGGGGCCAGUUGUAACCAGUUCCCUUAUCGGAGCCGGGGGACAGGGCUCCGGCUCCUGCGGGGAUCUGGCAGGAGGCAGCUGAGCUCCCUCCGGGCAGAGAGUGGGGAUAUAAGGGGAAGCAUCCGUAGGCAAAGCAAAAACACGGGGCAAGCUGGGGUAGGGUAGGGUGGAAUAGGAUAAGGAUAGGAUAGGAUAGGAUAGGAUAGGAUAGGAUAGGAUAGGAUAGGAUAGGAUAGGAUAGGAUAGGAUAGGAUAGGACAGGACAGGACAGGACAGGAUGCAGCUGCCGGCUGUGUGCUGCAGGGCCUGGCUGCUGCUGCUCGUCCUGCCCUGGGCCGGGGCUGAGGCAGCCGGUGGCGAGCACGAUGCGGAGCUGCGCUCCCUGCAGGACCUCCUGGAGGCGCUGGGGCAGCUGCGGGAGGAGGAAGGAGGGCCGGCUCUGGAGGACGAGCCAGAGGCUGGAGCUGAGGACGGCGGCCCCGAGUGGGACCUGCCGGGGACCCCCCUCCCGGCCCCCAGCCCAACCGAGCAGGCGGAGGGGCAGAGCUGGUGGAGGAGCCUCCUCUCCUCCUCCCGACGGAGGCACUUCUCCGGCUGCUUUGGGACGAGGAUGGAGAGGAUCGGCGCGCAGACGGGGCUGGGAUGCAACCACUACAGAGCCCGUUUCUGGAGGAGAGGGAGAAGCUGAAGCCGGGACCGGCAUCCUCGAGCCUCCGGGCCGGCGUCCAGCCGCCGGGCAGCCACGCUCCCCCCGGAGCCUCCGCGGGGCUGGGGAACGCAGCAAUAAACCUUUUAUACAAA
This is a messenger RNA of Oxyura jamaicensis (ruddy duck), 842 nucleotides long. RefSeq names its product natriuretic peptides A-like. The transcript has 3 exons. NCBI's taxonomy places the organism in Eukaryota, Metazoa, Chordata, Aves, Anseriformes, Anatidae. Gene Ontology annotation, biological process: receptor guanylyl cyclase signaling pathway; negative regulation of systemic arterial blood pressure; neuropeptide signaling pathway. The record is from RefSeq and is a predicted model, not a curated record. Gene Ontology annotation, cellular component: cytoplasm; nucleus; extracellular region. Bases 319 to 729 code for a protein of 136 amino acids. Gene Ontology annotation, molecular function: hormone receptor binding; hormone activity.